Messenger RNA from Microcebus murinus (gray mouse lemur), 626 nucleotides. It is a transcript of the gene PLA2G1B, whose product is annotated as phospholipase A2 group IB. Gene Ontology annotation, biological process: phospholipid metabolic process; fatty acid biosynthetic process; arachidonate secretion. Lineage: Eukaryota; Metazoa; Chordata; Mammalia; Primates; Cheirogaleidae. The record is from RefSeq and is a predicted model, not a curated record. Gene Ontology annotation, molecular function: signaling receptor binding; calcium ion binding; phospholipid binding.
UCUCGGGGGCGUGGGGCGACUGACUAUAAGGAGAGCGGCCACUGGUCACCUCAGCCUUUCUUCUCCGCUCACCUCCUUGACUGCAGGAUGAAACUCCUCGUGCUGGCUGCUCUGCUCGCAGUGGGAGCUGCCGACAGCGGCAUCAGCCCGAGAGCCGUGUGGCAGUUCCGCAAAAUGAUCAAGUGCGCGAUCCCCGGCAGUGACCCCUUGUUGGAUUACAACAACUACGGCUGCUACUGUGGCUUGGGCGGCUCCGGCACCCCUGUGGACGAACUGGACAAGUGCUGCCAGACACACGACAACUGCUACGACCAGGCCAAGAAGCUGGACAGCUGUAAAUUCAUCCUGGAUAACCCCUACACCAAGAGUUACUCAUACACAUGCUCCGGCUCUGAGAUCACCUGCAGCAGCAAAAACAAAGACUGCCAGGCCUUCAUCUGCAACUGUGACCGCAAUGCUGCCAUCUGCUUUUCAAAGGCUCCCUACAACAAGGAGCACAAGAACCUGGACACCAAGAAGUAUUGUUAGGAUUGAGACUCACCCUUUAAAAGCAUCACCCUUUGCCCGCCUCCUUGCCUUUGCCUUACAUGCUGCUCUCCAAUAAAGCACCUUGUUGAAAGACCUCA